AUGUUGAGAUUUGUAAACUCGGAAGCUUUUGACAUCUCUGGUUGGAAAGAGUUGGAAUCUUUAUCGCAAAAUGGGUUAAGCUUAGUUGGGCAUCGUUUUAUUACGAUUGUGGAUUGUCCCCAGUUGGUGUCUUUGGAAACAGAGGAGGAGAGAUUGCAACUUGACAAGAUUCCAGGUGUUGAAUCUCUGGAAAUAAGGGAUUGUGAAAGGCUCAAUAGACUACCAGAAAUCUUACAUGCUUUCCCAUUCAUUACAAGAAUAAAACUUGAAAAGUGUCCAGGCUUGGUUUGUUUUGCAAAGAGGAACUUUCCCCCUGCUUUAAAAGAGCUGGAGAUUUGCGAAUGUGAGAAUUUGCAAUAUUUGGUUGAUGAAAACGUAAAUAAUAAGAGUAUGAGUAGCAACACUUGUCUACUCGAGCAUUUGGAAAUACGAGACUGUCCAUCUCUAAUAUGGUUAUCAUCAAGGGGCGAUAUAUGCAAUCGGCUUCAACAUCUCAAAAUUGAAAGUGGAUCAAAGCUAAGAAGCUUAUUUUUAAAUUCCAAGUUACCAGUAAUGCUUAAACAUCUAGUUAUUUUGGAUUGUCCGUUGUUGGAAAGCAUAGCCCAAAAUUUCCAUGAAACUGUUGAUCUCGAAAGUAUUAGAAUUUCUAAUGCUGAAAAUAUUAAAUCAUUACCAAGAGGAUUGGACAAGCUCAGUCAUCUUCAAGAGAUUGAAGUUGAUGGGUGCCUAAGUGAUCAUUGUGAAAAUUUUAGAGCCCUUCCCAAGUGCAUCAACAACUUCACCUCCCUUCGAGAAUUAAAAGUGCGGGAGUGUUCGGCUGACCUAUCCUUUCCAGAGGAGGGUUCCCCUACCAACCUCGCAUCACUUGAAAUCUUAAACGCACCCAAAAUUUAUACAUCACUUGUUGAGUGGGGAUUAAACAGAUUCACCUCUCUUCAAGAACUCCAAAUCAGUGGUGAAGGAUGCUCAAGUCUCAUGUCGUUUCCAGAAGAAGGGAUAGGAAUGACGCUGCCUCCUUCUCUCAGAUCUAUCUGCAUUGAAAAUUUUGAGAAUUUGGAAUACAUGUGCUCCAAGGGCUUUCAACACCUCACCUCUCUUCAACAAUUGCGAAUCUAUGCUUGUCCUAAGCGCACAUCUCUUCCGGAAAAAGAUAUGCUUCUCUCCCUUGAUAGUCUAUCCAUUUGGGGUUGUCCGUUGCUAGAAGAAGGGUUCAGUAGGGGCAAAGGACGAGAGUGGUCCAAGAUUGCCCACAUACCUUUUGUGUUUAUUCAAGCUGAGGAUGCGAAGAAAGAGAAUGUUCCUUCAGCUUCCGACAGUUUAGCUAUGAAUGUUGAUGUUUUGGAUGAGACAUCAAAUGGAACCCAAAGUUCCAGAAGCAACAAUAAGCUUGUGGAUGUUGAAGAUGAACUUCAAGUUUAA
Molecule: messenger RNA, 1419 nt
Organism: Gossypium arboreum
Lineage: Eukaryota; Viridiplantae; Streptophyta; Magnoliopsida; Malvales; Malvaceae
Product: putative disease resistance protein RGA3
Exons: 3
Coding region: 1-1419 (472 amino acids)
Source: RefSeq, a predicted model, not a curated record